Molecule: messenger RNA, 2357 nt
Organism: Lindgomyces ingoldianus
Lineage: Eukaryota; Fungi; Ascomycota; Dothideomycetes; Pleosporales; Lindgomycetaceae
Exons: 2
Coding region: 325-2310 (661 amino acids)
Source: RefSeq, a predicted model, not a curated record
UCCUCCACGACACUACCUGCACUAGAAGGCGGUGCAGAUCACACACCAUGGAAGACCUCACCAACGUUUCGAAAUCUUGUGAUGAUUCAGCUUCCCCCUGGCACCACACUAAUUCGAGAUCACAUAAGGAAUUCGACGUCACCAGUAGUAUCCAUAGCCCCGACGAUGCCAGUAAUACGGAGGUUUCCACGCCAGAUGAUAUGGCCCUUUUUAGAAUGCCGCUGAAUGGUCAGAACCAGAGCCCUGAUCCGUACGGCAAAUGGUUCAAUUUCCUGAAAAAAAUCAAAGUAUGUGCGUUGCUAUCAGCGUUAACUGAGUUCUAAUAUGUUAAAGGCCUGCUUUGGCAAAAAUUCUGAAGAGUCUGGAACAUGUUAUGACACUCUUAAUGAGUUUAGACUCGGCAAGAUCACAAAGAGGGACGUCUACUUUGCUAUCGUGGAUCAAUUGGGCGAUGACAAGGACCUCAACGAAGAAUUUUCAAUCCUCCUAUUCGAGGAUGCAGGCCAAGGCCCUGAAAACUUUCAAGCGCAGCGCUGUGCGUCUUCAUCACAUCAAUAUAGAGUCUCCCCAGAGUCCUUGCAACCAGACCACGAGCCUCAGUUGCCCACACUUUCUACGCUAGAACAGUGUAAUGCCGUUCAGUCAACCCAAUCUGGGCUGGAUGCAACGCUAUCACAGAUCUCCAACCCAACCCCCCUCAAUCAAACUCUGUACACUGGCGUUGGCAAUGGCCCAAAGAGCUAUGGGUCAUAUCACCAGCCAACACACCCCCAGAAUGCAGAAAGCAAUCUCUAUUCUUCACCCAUAGCCCCUUCAAUUGCCAACUCUUCCCCUCCUGCUCAGCUGUCAGCCCAGUUCCGAAACUGGAACCUAUAUUCCUUGCCGGUUUUGGGUACUCAAGUACCUUCCCUCCAAUCUGACUAUAGCUUCGCCCAUGCGCCACGGAUUGGUUCCGGGAUCGGCAAUGGCUCUCAACCACAGAGCUCCUCCCUCGGCGAUGCUUGGAGCCACGACGAUCCUGAGAAUGUCUUUGCUCGUAGUCGGCUUGACGAUAAUCUUGCUGGCAGCCAUCAUGUUUGUACUCCAGCUUUAUCCAGCCUAGAGUUGACCCUACAGGCAGUGUCUCCCCAAGAGAGGCCUACAAAUCUCGGUCAUUCCGUUCUCAGAACACCUAUUAGUGUUCUCCAGGGUCGAACCGUUUGUGAGCUGUCUCCGCCGAGCAAGUAUAUACAGAAUGAGUCUCGUAUCUUCGAUGAUACCGUUGGGGAACAUGCAGGUGAGAAAGCGAUUGGUGUUUUCCAGGGUCCAACGUCUUACGAGCUGCCUUCACCGACCAAACAUAUGCCAAAAGAAGCUCUCAUCUUUAGCGAUACCAAUGAAGAGCAUGUAGAUGAAGAGAGUGGCGUUACAAUUCCGCUCCAUUCGACUCGACAUGCGUCUUCAUCUUCCCUGUUCAUUGCUUCGUCUUCGAGCCGCCGACCAAGCCGUACACCUUCCAGCGGUUCUUUCGUUCAUAUUAUCUGCAACAGAGGCUUCCCGACUCGACUUGCUGUAAAGAAGCACCACUGGGGCGCUAGGGUGAAUGACAUGUUGACGAAAACGGGAUGUUGGCACAAGCACAAUAGACCGGAUAUUGCAUGGGAUGACCACCCAAGCUGCAAAUUGCAACCGCGAGCCCGGGCACCUCCGAAAGCUAAGGAGCUGAAGCGCAAAUCAGAGCCUGCGGUCCCGAAAUUCAAAGCUUCAGCCCUUCCGACCAUGAUACUGAACGCUCAAAACACGCAGUCUGGGUUUCCAACCCUGGAGGAGCUCCCGAAGUUGGUCGCACAGACCGUCAGUGCUAUGCCUACCCAGACUGGAUUUGGCCGGCAAGAGGAGACAAGUGCUUAUCGUAGUUUUGGAUACCCAGAUCGAGUGGUUGGAGUACGAAAUCUUGAUGCUUUGACAAAGGCACCUGGAGCGACAUCGAGGAUAGCGACUCCGAAUCAGAGUUACUACGGUGAGGCGGUCUCUAGCUUGAAUACUCAAUUCACUGCUGUUGGUGGAAGUGGGACUCGAUUUGAUUUGUCGUGCAUGUCACCUGUUGGUCAGCAAGACGACGUCCCAGCGGGUCAAGCCUGGACUCAAUAUCUUCGACCCCUUGCUUCCCUUCGACCUCUUACGCCCCAACCCGCCACUACUCAGGCUGUAGAAGAGAGUACUGCUAAUCAGGCCACUGUCACCGCACAAGAGCUGCAAGGAGGGUUGCACAGCGAAGAGAGCGCUGGACCGGAUCUUGCCGUUUCUACCAGCACUGGAACGAGUGCAUAAAUGUCUCAAGGGACGCCUUAAGAGUCUGCCGAUCCGAAUACACCUAC